AUGAACGAUCCAUUUGUCGCACUUUGGACAAUAACCGAACACAAUGGUACGGUUCUCUUCGCUCACUGUGUGGGAUGCAUGGCGGGUCAAGGGGAGUGCUGCUCGCAUAUCGCAAGUGUUUUGUUCUACAUCGAGGCAUGGAAUCGGAUAAACGAAAAAUUAACCUGUACACCGGUAAAAUGCACUUGGCUGUUACCCACCGCUGUGAAAGAGAUUGCUUAUGCCCCAAUCGAUGACAUUGAUUUUCGCUCAGCAAAGAAACUUAAGCGAAAUUUGGAUGAAACCAUCAACAAUUUGACGACUACCAAAGGAAGUACAGGCAGUCAUUCUAGUGAGGUGGCGAAGGUGGCAGCUCCCGUCCCAGGUGAUACUGAACUAAUGAACUUUUAUGCAGAACUGAAUUCUUGCAAGACUAAGGCUGCGGCUUUAAGCUUGAUUCACCCCUUCUCGGAUGCUUUUGUUUCUAAGAGCAGAAACGUACCAACUAUCUCAGAUUUAUUUGACAAGAAGUACCUAGACUUCGAGUAUCAUGACCUACUCAAGGCGUGUGAAAAAAUUUCCCCAAAAAUCACUGAUGAAGAGGUGAGGCUCAUAGAGGAAGAUACCAGAAGCCAAAUCACUGAUGAAGAGGUGAGGCUCAUAGAGGAAGAUACCAGAAGCCAGUCAAAGGGCUCUACCUUCUAUCGUCACAGGGCUGGGAGAAUUGGGGCAUCAAUUAGCAAAGCAGCAUGUCACACAAACCCAGCACAGCCCUCACAAUCACCAGGAGCCCAUCAAAUGGAGCCUCCAUCUCCAUUACUUUCUUGAGUCAACCCUUUCCCGAGUAGAUAUAUAAAUAGAACGGCUUGUUUCCCGCGAAAAGUGUCGAAUUUCCGUGAGUCUCGUAUGUCACCGUGAAAAAAUAAAGUUGGAUGAAGUCGAACUCAGAAGCCUGUCCUUUGACCGUUUUCCUUUUUUACUAUACGUCCAUUUUUACGAUUUUACAGCUGCUGGGAUCUGGGUAUCAUGAAAUAAAAGUUAAUGAAUUACCCGACUGAGACUGAGCAUGAAGCAAUGGGACAAAAGCAGCGAACUGAGGAUCACGGAAAGGUUAUCUGUCUUACCUUUGCCAGUCCUUUUUUUUUUUUUUUUUGCCGUCAUACAUCCCACAUGCAAGCAUGCACUUCGAAAAGAGUCAACGAUUAAGCGUUCUGUGGACGAUUUGGAACUUUUCAAUGAUCAGCGCCGAAAAAGUGCCAGGAUCAUUCGAUUUUUGUCAUCACCGUGGAGUGGAUUUCGGCUGUUAAGUAAUCUAAGUAGCAACUAACGAGGAAUGCUUUACUUCCGAAAUUUGAGAAAUUGCAGUCUUUCUUUAUAGCUGACUUGUAUUACCAUGAGUGGUGCCUGAUAAAACUGGCACUUGAAAAGUUGAACAGAAGAGAACAGUUGCUCGACUGUGAAGCCAACUCAAAAGUAAUUUGCUAACGGAGGAAUUUGUGACAUCGCACCCCAGUCCAAAGACUCACUUUUCUCAAGAAAAACAAAAUGGACUGUAUCUACGCCAAAAAAUUAUGACUGACUAACAGGACAAUUCUCAGCAGUUAAUGUAGAAGUUUAAGCUGAAUUCUUUUCUUCGAAUUCGCAUCUGUAGAUCACUUUUCGAGAGAAAACAAUGCUAAAUAGCUGGGCCCGGCGUUAAAAAACAUAGCAGGGAAUCAUCACACUAGCUGGCGGGCAAAAAAACCAGAAGGACUACAAUUAUGUAUUCUGAUAAACUCAUUUCGGAAAAAAAAAACCUUGAAAAACUAGAAAUUUGAUUAAUAUUGAGUCAUUUAGCCGAAAUAAGAACCUCAACGCUUAAAAAAAUGGCUAAAGAAAACGAAUCCUGUCAGAACUACAGACUUCAGGAAGUAGUUAAUCAUUAUGCAUGGAACAGACCAGCUUCAUGGCCUCUUAAUGUGAGACAAGCAGCCAAAAUCAAGUUUAACAUAGUCAGAGUUUAAGAAUCUCCAUGGUAUAAUCUACCCGCUAGAAAGAAAAGAAAGAAAAUCUCUGAGGGAUGAAAACGCGAAAGUCACGUUUCACUAGCUUAUGAUUGUGUUUGGCCUGUCAACAACGAACUUCCUGCUGUUUGAUGAAGAACAAUAGCACUGUCAGUUCGUCGUUGUGAUUGGCUUUUCCCACCGUCGGCGCGCGAAGUCUCCUCUGGGAACCGUUCUAAUUACAAAUCUACUCGGGAAAGGGUUGACUCCAAGGGCUUGUAUGGGAGAUGGAGGCUCCAUUUGAUGGGCUCCUGCAAUCACUUAUUAAAACAAUUUGUUACCCAAACAUUUUCACAUUUAGUACAGAGGCUACAAAACAUGGUUGUAAACAUGAAAGUGCUGCUAUUGAAGCUUAUGAAAAGAUCAUGAAGGAAAAGCACAUCAACUUUCAAGUAACGAAAUGUGGCAAGUUUAUCAAUAAACAGUAUCCAUGGUUACAUGCCACACCUGACUUUUUGUGUAGGUGUGAUUACUGUGGGGAUGGACGUGGGGAGGUAAAAUGCCCCUAUUGUUUAAAGGAUACAGACUUGGAGCAGUUUAUUAACAAAUACAACUCUUGUUUGAAGUCAGAAAAUGGAGAUGCAAGUCUAAAAAGGGAACAUGCCUACUAUUACCAAACCCAACAGCAAAUAUUCACUACUGGAAAGCUUUACUGUGACUUUGUCGUUUGUGGUUUUCAUGAGCAAAUUGAUCUCUUCUGUGAAAGAAUUUUGCCUGAUGUCAGCCACUGGCACUCUUUUGUUUCCAAACUUAAUCACUUCUGGAGAUACUGUGUGCUACCAGAAAUUCUGGGAAGGUGGUAUACUCAAAAGCGCAGUUUGUCUCAUUCAUCACCUGAUCCCAAUUCUGCUUGUUUUUGCAGACUGGCAACUGGAGGGCCUGUGGUAACAUGCACAAACCAAGCAUGCCCCAUUUCUACUUUUCAUUUAUCUUGUUUGAAAAUUACAAAAGUACCAAGCAAGUGGUUUUGCCCCCUGUGCCAAAAAACACCAGCAGCCAAAAAUGAAAAAUCAAAAUGCAGACAGACAAUAGAUAUUUUGGAUGAAGCUUUCAAAUUAGAUUUUAUCUGCACGUGCAAACAGAAGCCACUGUGUUCAGAUAAACUGCUGAAAUGCCAUAACCCAUUUUGUCAAAGAGGAAAGUUUUCUCAUUUGCUCUGCUUAAACUUCAAGCGGAUGCCGAACAAUGCAAUGACAACUUGGGAAUGUAUGGUAUGUAAAUCAGGAGGAAAAACUGAACAAAGCAAAAAAGUUGUUAAUGACUCGAUCUUUCAAUACAUCUGA
Molecule: messenger RNA, 3304 nt
Organism: Porites evermanni
Lineage: Eukaryota; Metazoa; Cnidaria; Anthozoa; Scleractinia; Poritidae
Source: the annotation of a GenBank genome assembly